GAAUCAAAUAAUUUAAACCAUUGAUCAAUAAAAAUGGAAGAUCUAGAAACGUUAUUGGAGAAGCAAGUGCAAUUGAUUCAACGAAUAGAAGCUUUCUUUGUGCUCCAGGCAUGCAAAUCGGAUAUAGUCGCGGACCUAAAUGAACUAAACGGAAAAUGUAGCAACUCAGCAAGUGCAUUCCAGAAAGCAAAAGAGUCUUUGGACAAAUUCCACCACGAGCUUGGUCCCAAAUACGUCGAUGUUAUGAGAAAAAUGCAACGAAACAACCUACUUGUUAUUCACCUAAUGGAAAAGUUGGACGAAAUCGCAGAACGGCAAAGCAAUGUGCUUCGAGAACAGCAUCCAAAUGCACAGCCGAUUCAUCUAACCAGUAACAAUCAAAAGUCAGUUGCUUCCGCAGAUAAGAUGUUGCUGUCCGAGUAUCAAAAAUCGCCAUUUACAGCGAAAAUGAAACCUCGAUGCCUCUCGUUUUUGGAUUUCAAUUUCUGCAUCAAUCAAGAGGAGUUCGAUCAAAUUCCGAAAUAUAUGCGAGGUCGAGAGAAUCUGGAUGAACUGAAAACAUUUAUGCAGACGGUUAUCGUGUCUUGCUUCGAGGAAAAGUACUCACUGCUGUACAAGAACAAGAAAGCCGUUACCAACCAGCAGGAUCUUGCUCUCUGGAAGGCCUUCAAUCAACAGCAAGCCGCCUUUCCUCAUAUGAAAUUCAUCACACAGGGGGACAUCGCUCGGAAAAUGGGACGAUUGAUAGAUAAGAAGAUUAACGCUAAGUUGCAAAUGCUGCGACAUUUGCACAUCCUGCAGGAAACCAGAAACGAAGGGACCGUUUACUAUCUCUGGGGUCGCGAGUGAUGGUUUGGUAAGCUGAUUUGCGAGGUCCAAUUUUGUAUUUAAUAAAAUAAAAGAAAACUAGGGUGUAAGUCCCUUAUCUAGGCCCAACAAUAAAUUGCGUUUAUAAUCAUCAAAUAGGCAGACGAAUUUCCUUUUUAAGCAUACGUAGGUAUAUAGGGUAAGGUGGGGCAAGUCGGGUCAGCUAGUACAUUUAUAAAUUUAUUUGUUGGUGGUGCUUUUUCAAACCAGCAUUGGGGCUACAUAAAGCCUGUUCAUGUUGAUAAUCAAAAAUAUAAAUAAAUCAAGUAGAUGACCCAUCUUGCCUCACCUUACCCUACUUGUUAGAAUAGAGCCCAGCUGU
Molecule: messenger RNA, 1189 nt
Organism: Ochlerotatus camptorhynchus
Lineage: Eukaryota; Metazoa; Arthropoda; Insecta; Diptera; Culicidae
Exons: 3
Coding region: 34-849 (271 amino acids)
Biological process (GO): chromosome segregation; regulation of microtubule polymerization or depolymerization; mitotic cell cycle
Cellular component (GO): mitotic spindle; spindle microtubule; outer kinetochore
Molecular function (GO): microtubule binding
Source: RefSeq, a predicted model, not a curated record